Durio zibethinus is the source of this 1666-nucleotide messenger RNA. RefSeq lists its product as uncharacterized. Gene Ontology annotation, biological process: multicellular organism development. The record is from RefSeq and is a predicted model, not a curated record. Lineage: Eukaryota; Viridiplantae; Streptophyta; Magnoliopsida; Malvales; Malvaceae.
CCUCUUUCUCUCCUCCCCUCCUGCAACUAUUUCAUCUCCACAACCUUCCAAACGAUGAGAAUAAAGGGAAAGUGAGAUUUACAGCGUUUAUUCUCCUUCUUGUCCUCUGAUAUGUUUACAAUGAAACACUAGACAACAACAAUUCGUCUCUGGUUAAUGGGUGUCUCUCGCUUUCUUGAUUCCUCAACUCCAAAAUAUGCUUAUGGCAAUUAGCAUAGAUUCUUCUGUCCAAUUUAAACAACAGAUUGAAAAGUUUUUUUUCAUCCAUGGCUUUUGUUGAGAUGAAGACUAAGCUGGGGAGUCUUUAUCAUCAUCAUAUUCCUUCUUCUUGUUAUAGUGGAAACUUGCUGUUCGGGUUUUUGGGUAUCGGAUAUGACCAUGGUUCCUGCUGAAAACCUUUCUAAACAACAUCAUCUUCCUCACGGAGGCGGCGGUGGUUUUUAUGGUUUUUGUGGUAGCGGUUAUACAGAGAGUUUUGAUCUUAUGAACCGUGUUCAGGGCUAUGAUGACUAUAACAGUGAAUCUUGCUUAGGAUCUGAUCUAGGUGCUAAUCCCAUGGCUGAAGAUGAAUCAAGAACUAACAGUCUUAAUGAGAUGGGCUCCAGUUCCAAGGAUAACAAUCAAGAACAAGAAGAGAGAGAUGAAGGUUGGCUCCAACUCAGUAUAGGGGGUCAAGCAACAAGGUAUGAUCACAACAAGCAUGACCAGGGUGAUCCAAUGGCAAGCAGAGGAGGGUUGAUCGAGCUUGAUCUAUUACCUGUUGGUAGCUCGCAACAAGCAAGGUCAUCAGCCCCUAUUUUUCAUAUGCCUGAGUUUCGAGCUCCACCACGUCCACCGGUUUUGCAUAGUUUUAGUACUUCUUUAUUCUUUCAACACCAACAAGGAAGCAGCUCCACCUUCCCUCAUGGAGAGAUUAGCUGGGCAUUUAGGCCUAUAGCGCAAAAUAUAGCAGUAGCUCCUUCCUCCUCCUCCUCCUCCUCCUCAUUUUCUUCUUCUGUGGUGCCAUUGGGCUCCUAUUUUGCCAGACCAUUUCAGGUGCAUUCCGGAAUGGAUGUUGCCGGGCCGAGCUCGGAUGUUAGAAUCAUUGAUCCUCCUAGAAGACGCCGUUCUGGCAUUUGGUUUAUGCUACAAGCAUCACAAAAUCAAGCAAAAGAACCGUUCUUGCCUCAAAUACCAAAGAGCUACCUGAGAAUCAAGGACGGGAAGAUGACAGUGCGGUUAUUAAUGAAGUAUCUGGUUAACAAGCUGAGACUGGAUAGCGAAUCAGAGCAGGUAGAGAUAACAUGUAGAGGGCAACAGCUCCUACCUUUCUUGACGUUGCAGCAUGUAAGAGAUCAAAUAUGGAGUUCAAGAGAAGCUGUGACUUUGCUUCCAGAUACGUCAACAGCGGAUCAUCUCAUGCUUCUGCACUAUGGUAGGAGCGCUUGAGAAAGACAAUUUCUUUCUUUUUUUUUUGAUGUAUCAUUCUUAUGUUAUGGAAACCCGUCCCUUAAUUUCUUUCUUCUUUUUUUUUUCUUCUUCAAUCUCUAAUUGAUGGAGAAAAUAGUUUGGGGAUGCCCUGAAAUGAUGUUUUGCUUUUUUAGGGGCCAAUAACGUAAUUAACCAAAAUUGAAACUCCAGGCUAUGCUGGCUUGAUAUUUAAUUAUUAUCAUUUCUUUCAACUAGU